Molecule: messenger RNA, 816 nt
Organism: Verticillium nonalfalfae
Lineage: Eukaryota; Fungi; Ascomycota; Sordariomycetes; Glomerellales; Plectosphaerellaceae
Gene: ADK1
Product: adenylate kinase
Exons: 4
Coding region: 1-816 (271 amino acids)
Biological process (GO): ADP biosynthetic process
Cellular component (GO): cytoplasm; mitochondrion
Molecular function (GO): AMP kinase activity; ATP binding
Source: RefSeq, a predicted model, not a curated record
AUGGGUAUCAUUGAGGAUGAAGUCAAGCGGUUGACCGGUGUGGUCGAGGGCCUCGAGUCGCGGAUCAAGUCUCUGGAGCAGAAGUCCUUUGGUACCACGACCAAGAGUGCCGAGGAGGUCCGCAUGAUCCUCAUCGGCCCCCCUGGUGCUGGCAAGGGCACGCAAGCUCCCAAGAUCAAGGAGAAGUUCUCCUGCUGCCACCUGGCCACCGGUGACAUGCUGCGAUCGCAAGUCGCGAAAAAGACUCCGCUGGGCCGAGAAGCCAAGAAGAUCAUGGACCAGGGCGGCCUCGUCAGCGACGAGAUUGUCAUCGGCAUGAUCCAGGAGGAGCUCGACAACAACAAGGAGUGCAAGGGAGGCUUCAUCCUCGACGGUUUCCCCCGCACAGUCGUCCAGGCCCAGCGCCUCGACGAGAUGCUCGCCGAGCGCAAGAAGAACCUCCAGCACGCCGUCGAGCUGCAAAUCGACGACUCCCUCCUCGUCGCCCGCAUCACCGGCCGUCUCGUCCAUCCCGCCUCUGGCCGCUCGUACCACAGCACCUUCAACCCUCCCAAGGAGCACAUGAAGGACGACAUCACCGGCGAGCCUCUCAUCCAGCGCAGUGACGACAACGCCGAGGCCCUGAAGAAGCGUCUGGCCACCUACCACCAGCAGACCGCCCCCGUCGUGGGUUACUACCAGAAGACCGGUAUCUGGAAGGGCAUCGACGCCUCCCAGCAGCCCUCGCAGGUAUGGAAGAACAUGCUCACCAUUUUCGACGCCCAGCGCAAGCCCAGCGCUCCCGGCAUCAUCAGCCGCAUCACCGGCUCACAGUAA